Molecule: messenger RNA, 946 nt
Organism: Chenopodium quinoa (quinoa)
Lineage: Eukaryota; Viridiplantae; Streptophyta; Magnoliopsida; Caryophyllales; Amaranthaceae
Product: pathogenesis-related protein STH-21-like
Exons: 2
Coding region: 316-801 (161 amino acids)
Biological process (GO): abscisic acid-activated signaling pathway; defense response
Cellular component (GO): cytoplasm; nucleus
Molecular function (GO): signaling receptor activity; abscisic acid binding; protein phosphatase inhibitor activity
Source: RefSeq, a predicted model, not a curated record
UUCAUUUCAGUUAAAAAUAAUAUUAGUUCAGCAAAAAUAACGUGAAAUGAAUAUUGCCUUAUUCAACUCUAUCAAAAGGUUAACUAAAAAGAACUUGAAAUAAUGAGGCGGCUUCUUUAAUUUGUCCUUACCAAUAACUUACUUUAUUUUAGUUAGACUUUCCACACCCCUAACCCUAUAAAUACCCAAUCUAUUUCUCAUUCUUUACAUAUCGAAUUCAUUCUCUUCUUCACUACCAAAUCUUCUUACUAAACUAAGCCUUUUAUUCUUUUAGAUAAUUAUCCUUAGCUCUCUUAAAUUUAUCACUCCUUAAUCAUGGGUGUUUUCACAUACACAUUGGCCGACAUCACCAGCCCAGUCGCUGCGUCUCGGCUGUUCCAAGCUCUAGCCCUUGACAACCAUAACUUUGUUCCUAAGGCAUUGCCUCACUUGGCUAAAUCCGUUGUGUUUGUUGAAGGCGACUCCACCACUGUUGGAUGUAUCAAGCAGAUCAAUUUCCCCGAUGAGGCUCCAUUCAAAUAUGUGAAAAAUAGAGUGGACGAGAUUGAUUCCGGCAACUUCUACCUAAAGUACACUUGCAUUGAAGGAGAUGUGUUCCCUGAUACAGUGGAGUACGCUGUGUACGAAGAUAAGUAUGAUGUAUCUGAAGCCGGAACUCGGUGCAAGAUGGUGGCACACUACCACAUGAAGGGAGACAAUGUGAUGAAGGAUGAGGAUAUUGAGAAGGCCAAAGAAGGAAUUCAGAAGAUGUUUAAGGCUGUUGAAGAGCAUCUCAUUGCCAACCCUCAAGUUUAUGCUUGAACUAUUUAAUUAUUUAUUCAAAGUUUUAUGAGUGAUUUAACUAAAAAAAUUGAAGUUAUAAUUGAGUAUGUAAUGUGUGCGGUUUUCAAUUUUCCUGCUUUUUUGGGGGUGGUUUGGGAGAAAUAAUAAAGUGUGAGAUCGAAAA